Molecule: messenger RNA, 1743 nt
Organism: Fusarium redolens
Lineage: Eukaryota; Fungi; Ascomycota; Sordariomycetes; Hypocreales; Nectriaceae
Exons: 1
Coding region: 1-1743 (580 amino acids)
Molecular function (GO): flavin adenine dinucleotide binding; oxidoreductase activity, acting on CH-OH group of donors
Source: RefSeq, a predicted model, not a curated record
AUGGCUGUCAAGAACGGUGCCUAUUUCGACUUCAUCGUCGUCGGAGGCGGUACAGCCGGCAACAUUGUCGCCGCCCGCCUCGCCGAGAAUCCCAAUGCCCGAAUCCUCGUCAUCGAAGCAGGCAUCGGAACCUCCAAAGACAACGAGGAGAUCCGUACGCCUGGACUCGCCAUGGACAUCCGAGGAAGUAAAUACGACUGGGCCUAUAAAACAACCAUGAUCAAGCGUGAUGAUUAUGAACGCAUCGAGAAGCCGAAUACUCGCGGUAAAGCCCUUGGCGGCAGUUCGUCACUGAAUUAUUUCUCGUGGGUGCCUGGCUCUAAGGGAACCUUUGAUAUGUGGGAGGAAUAUGGCGGAAAAGAAUGGACUUGGGAACCGCUUGUUCCUUAUCUGAGAAAGAGUGUGACUUAUCAUGACGAUGCUGGAUUGUAUCCCCCGGAACUUAAGAAGAUUGGUGCAGGAGGGCCAAUUCCCAUUGCCCACGCAGAGCUUAUCCCAGAGAUGAAACCAUUCCGAGACCUUCUCACCAAAGCUUGGAAAUCUACUGGCGAGCCUGUUUCUGAGAAUAUCUUUGAUGGGACAAUGCGUGGCUUGGUCCAUAGCGUCAACACGAUAUACAAGGGCAGACGAUCAGGAAGCUUUCUUGCGGUCGCGGAUAAGCCUAACAUCACCGUCUUUCCUGAAGUUCAUUCAAAGAGCCUUAUAAUCGAUCACGCAGAUCGUACUGCCAAAGGCGUGACCGUUAUCACAGCCUCUGGGGAGGAGAUCGACCUUUAUGCUACACGCGAGGUCAUCGUAUCCCAGGGCGUGUUUGAGACCCCGAAGCUCCUUAUGCUCAGUGGCAUUGGACCUAAGGCCGAGUUAGCCAAACAUAACAUCCCUUUGCUCGUGGACUCACCCCAUGUCGGCCAGCAUCUUUUGGAUCAUCCAGGUGUUCCUUUCGUCCUCAAGAUCAAGGACAGUUACUCCAUGGACAAUCAUGUCCUGCGCAAGGGCGCUCUUCAAGACAAGGUCAUGUCAGCUUACGCCAAUGGUCAUGCCGGACCCAUGGGAUCACCUUUUCUCGAGAUGAUUGGUUUCCCCAGAAUUGAUUCAUACCUCGAAAAGUCUCCUGAAUAUCGCGCAGCAAAGGCUGCUAAUGGUGGCCUUGACCCAUUCUGUCCAUAUGGUCAGCCUCAUUUCGAGCUUGACUUUAUUCCGCUCUUCGGUAGUGCGUUCCAGUGGCACUUCCCGCAUCCUAACAAGGGAAGCUAUAUGACCGUCAUGGUCGACCUCGUCCGCCCUGUUUCCGAGGGUGGUGAAGUUACUCUCAAUAGUGGUGAUCCCUUGCAACAAGCCAACAUUAACCUGAAUUACUUCAACAACGACCUUGACAUCAUCGCUAUACGAGAGGGAAUCAGGUUCUCUUAUGAUGUGCUCAAGAACGGGGAAGGGUUUAAGGAUAUAGUUGAGGAUGAGUACCCUUGGGAUAUGCCAUUGCAUGACGAUGAGGCUAUGAAGAGGACAGUUUUGGACCGUUCACAGACUUCAUUCCAUCCUUGUGGAACUGCUCGUCUCGCCAAGAGCAUUGAACAGGGCGUGGUAAACCCUAGUCUUCAGGUGCAUGGGAUCAAGAAUCUUCGUGUUAUUGAUGCUUCUGUCAUUCCUAUUAUUCCAGACUGUCGUAUCCAGAAUUCGGUUUAUAUGGUGGCUGAGAAGGGUGCUGAUGCGAUCAAGCGUGAUCAUACGGAUUUGUACAAUUAA